UUUCUGCCCACAGGUUUAGACGGAAGCUCGGAGGACGUCAGCAGGAGGAAGAGGGAGUUUGGGCAGAACGUCAUCCCUCCCAAGAAGCCAAAAACGUUUCUGCAGUUAGUGUGGGAGGCUCUGCAGGACGUUACCCUCAUCAUCCUGGAGGUGGCAGCAAUCAUUUCACUGGGCCUUUCCUUCUACAGACCGCCGGACGCUGAAAGACGGAACUGUGGGACAGCGGCAGGCGGUGUCGAAGACGACAGCGAGGCAGAGGCCGGUUGGAUCGAAGGCGCCGCCAUCCUGCUGUCUGUGGUCUGUGUGGUUCUGGUGACGGCCUUCAACGACUGGAGUAAAGAGAAACAGUUCCGCGGCCUCCAGAACCGCAUCGAGCAGGAGCAGAAGUUCACGGUGGUCCGAGGAGGUCAGGUGAUCCAGAUCAACGUGUCCGAGAUCGUUGUGGGAGACAUCGCUCAGGUCAAGUAUGGUGAGUGGAGUCGAACUCAAAACCAAACCGAACCAAACCUACGGCU
Messenger RNA from Cynoglossus semilaevis (tongue sole), 515 nucleotides. It is a transcript of the gene atp2b4, whose product is annotated as ATPase plasma membrane Ca2+ transporting 4. The annotation marks the transcript as partial. The transcript has 2 exons. Gene Ontology annotation, biological process: regulation of cytosolic calcium ion concentration. The record is from RefSeq and is a predicted model, not a curated record. Gene Ontology annotation, cellular component: plasma membrane; intracellular membrane-bounded organelle. Gene Ontology annotation, molecular function: PDZ domain binding; P-type calcium transporter activity. NCBI's taxonomy places the organism in Eukaryota, Metazoa, Chordata, Actinopteri, Pleuronectiformes, Cynoglossidae.